Manihot esculenta (cassava) is the source of this 6864-nucleotide messenger RNA. RefSeq lists its product as uncharacterized. Gene Ontology annotation, biological process: positive regulation of DNA-templated transcription. Gene Ontology annotation, molecular function: histone H3K4 methyltransferase activity; protein binding. Gene Ontology annotation, cellular component: histone methyltransferase complex. The transcript has 19 exons. Lineage: Eukaryota; Viridiplantae; Streptophyta; Magnoliopsida; Malpighiales; Euphorbiaceae. Bases 230 to 6589 code for a protein of 2119 amino acids. The record is from RefSeq and is a predicted model, not a curated record.
UUCAGCUCUUGCUCUUCUCUUUUUCCAUUUCCUUUUUCUUUUCUCCCUGCAACUGCAAAUCUCAGUCUCUUUCUUCAGUUCCUUUUUCUCACUCUCUCGAGGGUAUUUUGGUCAUUCUAUAACUGCUGAGAGUAGACCUGUGCGCUGUGCUCUAUUAUUAUAGGCGGUUUCCGGUGGUCUGUAGCGGUUUCUGAUGAUGGGAGGCUAGGGUUUAGAGAGGUUUUUAGAGAUGGAUAGCUCGUGGCAGGUCAAAUGUGGCUCCACAGUUCCAUCGUCUGUGCCCCCCAUGGCUUCAUCCACCUCGCAAGAAGCUCGAGAUAAGAUGGAGAUUAAUUCAGGCCACAAUGUUUACUCACACGUUCGUCAAGAAUUGAGAUCACAAAUUCAUGGAAGGAUGCUAGAUCCCUCAUUUUCAAACAUUUCUAAUUUAAGUUCCUGCAGCUCAAGUCAUGCUGCCCUGGGCAAUUCAUUCCUUGCACUCCUAUCUGGGCCUGCAUCUCUCUUGCAGUUUGAUAUUCAGGAACCAUUAAAUUCCUCUAGUAAACUGCCUAUUGAAUUUGGUAGUGUAAUCAUCAGUCCUUCUGGAAGUAAGGCUCCACAAGCAUCUAGUGCACUACUAUCAGAAAAUGGAAGCUAUCAAAACAUGCCAAGUGGAGCUGAUCUUUAUUCAAUUGUUUCAUCAAGGGCAGUGGCCAAUUCCAUUUGUGGUAGCAAUUUUGUAUUUCAAAACGGUCUUCCAGCUCCAGCUGAAAAGAUUAGAUCUCAGGGCUCGGACCUGCCCAAACCAGUCGUUCACCACAUAGGUCUUGGUAAUGAGCAAGUAAAAGAUUUUUCUUCUCUGAGAGGGGAAUGGGGUAGCAUGCCUGUUGCAAAUGCUUUAAAACUCCCUACUGCAAACAAUCAAAUACCACAAAAAGUGCCAGUAGAAGCAGAGUCCUCUUCUUAUCAGAAGUCAUCUACUUCUGCAAAGGGGUGCCCGCAUGUCUUUUGCUUGGAUAGAAGUGGAGAUCUACUACUCAGCAAUACAGGACUCCUAGGCAUUCUUUGUUCGUGCCAUUGCUUCCACAUGUCUGUCUCUAAAUUCUGUGAGCAUUCAGGAUUAUGGAAUGUUAACCCUGGUGAUGCUGUUCGAAUGGACAGUGGAGAGACAAUUGCUCAGUGGCGUAGAAUCUACUUCCAGAAAUUUGGGAUUAGGGUUCCAGAAGAUGAGAGUGGGUGGGACUGGCCUGAAGGAUUAUCAUUGACUGCUAGUUUAGUGAAAUCUGGUGUGUCGAAGACCAACAUGCUCAAGAAUUCUGCCUCUAAUAAUCUGUGGUCUGGGCAGCCUUUAGGCGAUGUAUUUCCGAAGAACUUUCUUGCAGGCCAGAAUUUAGUUAUUGAUUCCUUGUGUGACAAACAGCAGAGAAAUAGUCAGGAUGGUAACAAAUUUUAUCUCAGAGGUUUAGUUGCCAAUUUGCAGAACAGUACUUGUGGAGUGGGAGAUAACCAUGUCAAUGAUUACUCUAUCUCUAGGUGCUCAACAGCGCCAAAGUUUGCUGGUGGCGAACCAGAAAAUAUGUGCCAGUCCAUGUAUAUUGAUUCAAUUGUGAAGACUGGAAGUUUGGCAACUACCCACCCUUCCCUGCAAAAUUGUAGAAACCUUGUUAAAGACUCUGAUGUUAGCUGUAGUAAAGAUGCACGAGUUGGUGCUAUCACGGAAAAAGAUGCUUCUUCAAGCGUAGAGUUGAAGCUUGGACAACCAUAUCAGCAGAAUCAAUCUCCAGGAAAUUCAGUUCUACCAGUAAUAGGACAAUCGUUCUACAACGCACUUGUCAAUUCACAGAAGCCAUUUCCUCAAGAGCAGAUGAGUCAUAAUGUAACCAGUUUCAGGGGAGAGAAGGAAUCCAGAAUAUUUCUUAACCGUUCUGCUGGCUUGUCUAAUUCUACCACAAGGGAACAAGAUCACUUGAAUUAUGGGAACUGUGCAAUCAAUAAUGCCAUGGAUGGUGCUAAACUUGAAACACUUAAGGCCACCAUGGCCAAGACUUCUGUAGUUUCACUGUUUAAAAACUAUACUAUGCCUGAGGGGAGCUCAAACCCUAAUGCUACGAAUAAUUUAUUCAAUAUGAGUGAGCAUGUCAUACCUGAGAAACAACAUUGUGAAACUCGUACUUUCAAGAGUGACCCUGUCAACGUUACCUGGAAAAGUGACAAUGGUCUAGAUAAGCAAUGUAUGCUCCCUGAUUUGGGUUUUCUCAAACCUGAAGACAAGGGUAAAGGGGUGGGAUGUCUUGCUGGUAACUCUUACAUAGAAACAGCUCCAGGGUCUAAAAUGCAUAAGUGGAUGGCAUAUCCAAGCUCCUUUACUGGAGCUGUGAGUGGAAAUGGGUUCUCUACAGUUAUGCAUGACAAAAACCGUUACUCACAUCACUUGUCUAAUGUUCCAACAGAUGUAUCUGCUGGAAAAUUUUCCAACUGUCUAGAGAAGGUUCCUUGUUUUGGAAGCAGUCAUAUAGAUCAAUUGUUCCAUAAAUCCAGGAGGUUAUCCACAGGUUCUGGCCAAAUUUUGUCAUCACAGGCUGUUCCUGUAGGCUCUCACUCUUCUCUUCCAACCUCCAUUCCUGGGCUAACUCCAGCCACAUUUAACCAACAAAGCAUUGGUGUAAGCCCUCAUUUGCUUGAUGAUAAUCUAAGAUUGCUUGCAGUGGGGCAGAUAUUGGAGUUAUCCAAACAACAACUUGCAUUGUCUUCCCUUGGAAAGAAUCUAGAGCAAGGGAAAUGUAAUAAUUCUUCCAUCAAUUCUUUUGUUAAACCAUCAACAUCUGAAGAACAAAGGCUUGUGCCUAAGCUUAAUGGGAAACAGGACGUUUCUAAAGUUGCCAUGAAAUUAGACCAACCUGGGCCCACUACUACAAUGACAAAUGAAGUUGAUAAAUUUGCAUCUGUGACAGGUUGGAAUAGGUGGGGCAAUUUCUCAAUGUUGACACAAGGAAUGCCAUUACAGUGUAAAGAAAUUGGCAUGCAGUGUCAGCUUUCUUGCAGUCCUCUUCAAAAUGAACAUCCCUCAUUGAGGGGCAAUAGAAAUCAAAACGACAUUACUCUUUCAAAUGAGCAUGAUAACUGCUGUCAGAGAACACAUCAUUUUCAUUAUAACUGCAGCUGUGCAGCCCAUACUUGUCCAGGAGGAAAAUGCAAUUUCAGUGGGAAUCCUUCUAAUUCAUUGGGAGGACAAACAGGAAGCUUCAGUGGCAAAACUCCUAUCUUAAUUGCUUCACAGUUUGCCAAAGAUCACAUCAUUCCAAAAGAAAAUUCAAUUUCCAUUGGCCAAUGUGGGACAUUAAAGGGACAGUUGUCUAAGAACAUUAGUUAUAAUGCAUCUCAGUGGAAAGAUGUGCCAAGCAAGGUGAGGGUUUGUGAAGUGGCGUCUAUAAAAGGACCAGCUGACGCAUUGGAUAGAAGAGGACUUGAAGAUAGUGCUGCAAAAUUUUCUAAUGAAGCCAUUAACAGAGCAGAAUGUUUUAAUGAUCGAGAUAUGUCUAAUAUAUCUUCUGGUUGCUCUACCCCUGCUGUUACUCAGGCAUCGGUUGGGGUUACCAAUGUCGAUUCUUCAACUGUUGUUGGAAAUACUGGAUAUGUAGACAAUCUUGUAGUUGAUGAAGGAUCAGGCAUUGAUAAAUGCGGGUCGUCUGAUGAUGCCUUUGAAAGUGAAAGAAGUGCUUACUAUGGUUAUACUUGCAAGUCAACCAUGAAAAAAAAGGAAUCUUGUAAGGUUUCUGGCAAUAAAUCCUCCCGCACUCUUCUUGAUGAGGUUAAGCUCAUGGAUUCCCUGACAUGGAGGAGAAGCCGAAAUAAAAAGCACAGUUGCUUUACUGUUUGUGGGAAAACCGAUCAGUCACAGGAGUCUGAGAGGGGCUUGAAAACUGGAAAGAGAAAGAGAGAAAUGAAAUUGAAGAUGCUGGAUGUAUCAUUACGCACUUCACCUCCUGUAGUGCAUGAUAACUAUCCCGAGUGUGAUGCUGAUUGGCCUUGUUCAUCCAAUAAUGUGCUGAUGGUUUCAUCUGGGCCAGAAUCAUCUCAGACUUCUGGUGCUCACUAUGGUAAAAUUAAUGCCAAACAUGGGAACUCUGCAUUAUCUAUCACCAAAUCAUUGUCUCAUAAAAGAAAUCUUCAGGAAAUUUAUAAUUCAAGAGAUGGGGAAAAUAAUCACGAUAGGGAAAUGAAUCGUAGUGACAACUCUUGUAAAAUCCCUGAGAUCUCAGACAGAAAAAAGUUGAGAAGCACACAGACUGCUGACAUAUGCAUGGAACUUAAGAUGCAAGAAUUAACUCCUGCUGUAGGUGAAAAAAUAUUGAUGUAUGAUUCAGUGAAUUAUCUGAAGGCAUCUUCAAGUCGACAGGUGAAGAGUUGUUAUAGGAAGGCUAAGCCUGUUGUAUGUGGGAACUAUGGUGAAAUAACCAACUGUAACAUGUCUGGGGAUGUGACGAGAUCAUUUAAAAUUGUUUCUCUUGAUAGGAUUCUAAAAACUGCUAGAAGAUGUUCACUCAAAGAUUCUAAACCUGGACUAACUUCCUCAAGGGAAUGGAAGAGAGAAGAUGUUAGUUGGGGCAAUGCAGGCUUUGAUAGAUGCUCCUACUUGAAGGAAGGGAAAGAAAAUGGGAGCAAUGUUAAUUUGGAAUCUCAGGAUAUGAAUACUAACACUUCUUUGGAAGAAAGGGAUGUUGCUUUUUCCAGUGAGGAUGAGCAAUCUGCUGAUGAGUUUUCAGUGCUGGAGAAGAGAGAAGAAACAAGUGGAAAAGUUCAGAUUAUGCUGGGCACUAAUGCUUAUUGUCAGUCUAAAACAAAGUAUAAGGAAACUCGCAAGCGCAGCAUUUAUGAGUUGACAUUAAAAGGAAAGAAUCCCAGUCCUAAAAUGGUGUCCCAAAGGCAGGUUUUCAAAUGUAAGCCAAACCCAAAAAUCAAAUUGCAACAAACUGGAAAGGAUACUAGUAAAAAUCACAUUGGUAGAUCACGGAAAGUUGCUGCCAAAAGAUAUGUUAGAGAGCAGAAGCACCUGUCUAUUACAGAUGUAGAUUCUUUCUGCUGUGUUUGUGGAAGCUCGAAAAUAGAUGAUGUUAAUUGCUUAUUGGAGUGUGGCCGAUGUUAUAUAAGAGUGCAUCAGGCUUGCUAUGGUGUUUCCAGAGUGCCUAAAGGCCACUGGUAUUGCAGACCUUGUAGGACAAGUUCCGAAAAUAUUGUUUGUGUUCUUUGUGGUUAUGGUGGCGGGGCUAUGACUCGAGCGCUCCGGAGCUGUACAAUUGUGAAAAGCCUUUUAAAAAUUUGGAAUCUUGACACAGGAUGCAGGCACAAAAAUGCCAUUUCUUCUGCUGAAACUAUGCAGGAUAAAUCAAAUUUGUUUUAUUCCUCAGAAUAUGCAACUGAAAAUAGUUCAUAUCCUGUUUUAAGACCUUUGAAAAUUGAGCCAUCAACUUCAACCAUAUGCAAUAUGGAUGUGCACAAACAAUUGGAUAUUUUGCAAAAUUCCUUGUGCUGUAUUAGCCAUCUAAAAGUGCACAACAGUAUUACAGCUGGAGUACUUAAUUCUACUGUUAAGCAGUGGGUUCACGUUGUUUGUGGCCUCUGGACUCCUGGGACACGAUGCCCAAAUGUGGAUACCAUGAGUGCUUUUGAUGUGUCUGGUGCUUCAUGUCCUAGAGCAAAUGUGGCUUGCUCUAUGUGCAAUCGACCGGGAGGCUCAUGUAUACAGUGCAGGGAUAUGAAUUGCUCUGUUCAGUUUCAUCCUUGGUGUGCUCACCAGAAGGGUCUGCUCCAAAGUGAGGCUGAAGGUAUUGAUAAUGAAAAUGUUGGUUUCUAUGGAACGUGUGUGCUUCACGCAACAGGCCCAGCAAAUGAUGAUGCUGCCAACAUUGAAGCAGGUUAUACUGGAGAGAAGGAAGGAAGCUGUGCCCGGACUGAGGGCUAUAUGGGUCGUAAACGGGAUGGCUUCUGGCAUAGUGUUAAUAAUCAAUCAAAUAGAAGGGGUGGAUGCCUUGUUCCUCAGGAGCAGUUAAAUGCUUGGGUUUAUAUUAAUGGACAGAAAUCUUGUGCACAGGGACUUUUAAAGCUGCCAAUAUCAGAAAAGGAGUAUGACUGUCGAAAAGAAUAUGCCCGCUACAAACAAGCAAAGGGUUGGAAACAUUUGGUUGUUUACAAAUCUGGCAUACAUGCCCUUGGUCUUUACACAUCUCGGUUCAUUUCACGUGGUGAAAUGGUGGUUGAGUAUGUUGGUGAGAUUGUUGGGCUACGACUGGCUGAUAAAAGGGAGAAUGAGUACCAGUCUGGAAAAAGGCUCCAGUAUAAGAGUGCCUGUUAUUUCUUCAGGAUAGACAAAGAACAUAUUAUUGACGCAACAAGGAAAGGAGGAAUUGCUCGUUUUGUCAAUCACUCAUGCCUGCCAAACUGCGUUGCCAAAAUUAUUUCUGUGCAGAGUGAAAAGAAGGUUGUUUUUUUCGCUGAGAGGGACAUAUAUCCUGGGGAAGAAAUAACAUAUGACUAUCAUUUUAACCAUGAAGAUGAAGGUAAGAAGAUCCCUUGUUUUUGCAAUUCAAAGAAUUGCAGGCGAUAUUUGAAUUGAUAAUCAUUUCCACUUAUUGUACAUAUAUCAUUUUUGUAGCGUCAACAAUCCAUCCGUUAAUAUUUGACCUCUGUGAAUAUUAAGUAUGAUCAGGACCUUGCUUUGAAUUUUUUCUUGUGUACAUACAAGCUAAGCAAACUACGACAUCUGAGUCAACCAAUGUACAAUUGUCCCACCCAGACUCUUCUUUUGGAUGUUAGGUCGCUUGUGUGCAGUCAUAACUUAUAAGAAUGCUUAAUCACUUAAUUUCCUGCUCUUCUAGUUUUCAAUGUUCA